AUGUCUAGUGAAAUACUUGACUACAAUGUAAAUGAUAUAGCUACUUUUCUACCGUUAAUGUUACAAGCUCAGGACCUUGUAACUAAAUUGGAGAGUAGGGUAAUUGAAUUGGAAAAUGACCUAGAGACGAUAAGUGGAGUUCAUGAACAAGAACGUGAACAUUUACUUGAAGAAAUUGGAGAAAAAGAUGAAUAUAUUUAUAAUCUUCAAACCAAAAUCAAUAGAUUUGAAUUUGGUACAAAAGAAACUAUAACUGUUUUAGCCAAAACUUUAGAAACCUUUAAAUCACGAAUUAAUAUUAACAACAACAAUAAUAUAAAUAAUGUUGAAGACGAUAGCUAUGGUGAUCGUGCUACUAAAACAAUUGAACAAACGGAUUUGGAAGAACAACAUCAUAAAAGACAAUCAUCAUCGUAUUCAAUCCGUAAAAGAAGAGAUUCAAAGGUUACAUUAAGUGAUGAUGAAAAAUUAGAUCAUAAAUUAAAUAUUGUUGGAUCGAAUGUCGUUACCAACAGGGCAUUAGUUGAUCAAAGUUUAAGAAGAGAAUCUAUUAUUAGCCAAAUUUCAUUGGAUGAUCUUGGUGGACUUGAUGAAUAUGAUUUAGAUGGUGAAGAAGAUAUAGCUGAAUUUAAUAUAUCUGAUGAGGAAGAUUCUAAUGUUCAAAGAGUACAAUGUCAUUCAUUAACAAUGACAUCAUCACCAUCACCAUCACCAAGGAACUCCUUUGAUGGGUCACGUGUCGAAAAAGAAAAAAGGAGACCAAAUCAAUUUAUUGAUGAUCGUGCAUAUCUUAAACGAGAUCUUUCUAAACUUGCAACUUCGCUUUCAAAAGAACAAACUAUUCGUAAACAAAUUCAAGCAAGUAGGAAAAAUUUAGAACAAGAAAUUGAUCGAUGGGUAAAUGUAAUGUUUGAAAAAGUCAAUCAUAUGGUAUCUGACGAAGCUAGGAUACGAGAAGAGCUUGGUUUGUUGAAUAGAGAAUAUGAUGGGAAAUUUGAAUCGUUGAUUAAAACAUCUGAUAUUAGGCAAGAACAGCUACGAGAAUUAAAAUCAUUAUUGAUUCAUAUUGAUUCUACUAAACAAAAACGAGUUGAUAAAAUUUCAGAAUUAUCAUCAGCCGAUAGUUUCAUGACCAAUGAAAUUAACAAAAAUGAUGAAUUUGGAGCAACAAAAGGCAAAAAUAUUUACAUCGAUGGAAUAGCAUUCGAAGAAUUUCAAGAAUUUAUUAAAUCAUUGAAGACAUCACCAACGUUUAAUAAUAAUGCACCUAAUGCUACGAGUGCAUUUAUGAAACGAUGUAUGACAGAAGACAUUCAACCUUGUCUUUUUGAAAAAAGUACUGGGUGGAAAUCACCAUUCUACAAAAAAAGGUUGAUAGAUGCCAUAAUAAAAAAUCAAUGUGAAAUUCAAAAAAUAUCAUCGAGUAAAUCAAUCUCUAGUCAAACCAGCAGUGAUAACUCUUUAGCAGCAACGGCAGCACCAAUAAUAGUAAAAUGUGGACUUUGUGGAAAGUUAAGAACUUGUGAAUUUGCUAUGAGAUUAUCAGGAUCAGAUGCAACCGUUCCAUCGUCAAUAAAUGCUAAUGGUGGAUGGAUUCUACUUGAUCGAUUUUGCAGAGAUCGUAUUGUAGCAGUAUGUGAUUUUUAUGGAUAUUUAUCACAUUUGCGGCAAGGAUUAUUUAAUAAUUCGCCUAUAUGGAAAAUGUAUAAACAGUGCUUGAAAUAUCGUAGGAAAAUGAGUUUAGCACGUGUUGGAAGUUCAAUUGAUUAA
This is a messenger RNA of Entrophospora sp. SA101, 1770 nucleotides long. The record is from the annotation of a GenBank genome assembly. Lineage: Eukaryota; Fungi; Glomeromycota; Glomeromycetes; Entrophosporales; Entrophosporaceae.